UGUAUGGAGUGUACCGAAACUUCUUAAUUUUAAGUCUCGAUUCAAUUACGGAAAAAGAAGGAUCGUCGAAAUGUCAAGAUUCGUAAUAAUUCUCUGGGCUUCCGUUCUCAUCGCUUCGCAGGGAAUGGCUGCCGAUUUGAAAAAUCCAGAUCAUGACACUGUUAUUCGUCUGAUCAAUUAUUCAAUCACGAUCAUAAACGAAGGCUUCAAGGUAUUCAAAGAACGAGUGAAACAUCGGAGUCAAGAAAGUAAUCGAAUCCAAUUGGAAGUUACUAAAGAGUUUACACAAAACAUAUCGGUUAAAGUUAACAACACGUUUCUCACUAUUCGAAGGUCGAUGAACACUACGAAAGAGGAGUCAAUUGAAGAAGAUAAAUGCAGAAAAUGGCGUUCUGAUUAUCACGAGGCGGGAAUAAAAUUAUUGGGAAAUUUGAGUUCCUGUAUCAAAAGUGCAAUGGACAAGGUGGCCAAUCCGGUGGAACGAAUCCACGGGAUAGCCUACGAAAAGAUAAAAGCUCUGAGGCAGUUUAAAGCUACCGUACGUUUUUGUCAUGAAUCGGAAUCUGAUUGUGUUGAUGACAGUGAAGUCGUAAAAAGCAUUUUUUACUGGUUCAUCAUACACACCCUUGAAGAUUUUGAUGAUUUUAUGCAAGCAACUGGCAGAUCCAGCAUUGUAAAUGCCGUGUAUAAGAGUCCCUUGUACGGUGACUUCAUCGAAAAAGAAAACAUUGUUUUUAAGCAUACGGAGUGUGCGUUGGUCAUCUCUUAG
Molecule: messenger RNA, 769 nt
Organism: Venturia canescens
Lineage: Eukaryota; Metazoa; Arthropoda; Insecta; Hymenoptera; Ichneumonidae
Exons: 5
Coding region: 71-769 (232 amino acids)
Source: RefSeq, a predicted model, not a curated record